AUGCAGGCCUUCCGCCGUAACACCGUCUCUGCCAUUCGGAAUGCUGCUCCCAUGCAGCGACGAGGCUACGCUCAGGGUGCCUCGCCUUACGCUAGCACCGUCGGCAACCUUCGCAUCAAUGCGGACACCAAGGUGCUCUUCCAGGGUUUUACCGGAAAGCAGGGAACGUACGUGGUUUGCACCUGGCGCCAAGUCACUUCGUCCAAAACGCUGACGUUGCAUUUCUACUUCUCUCCAGUUUCCACGCCGAGCAAGCUAUCGCCUACGCCGGAACACUGGACUUACAAGUUUCUAGGCACCAAGGUUGUCGGUGGUACCAACCCCAAGAAGGCCGGCUCGACGCACCUUGACAGACCCGUUUUCGCGAACGUGCGCGAUGCCGUGAAGGAAACCGGUGCUACCGCUUCUGCCAUCUUCGUCCCCCCCCCUCUCGCCGCUAAGGGUAUCGAGGAGGCCAUCGAGGCCGAGGUUCCUCUGGCUGUCUGUAUCACCGAGGGUAUUCCCCAGCACGACAUGGUCCGUAUCACGGAUAUCCUUAAGACCCAGAACAAGACCCGUCUGGUCGGACCCAACUGCCCUGGUAUCAUUGCUCCCGGUCAAUGCAAGAUCGGUAUCAUGCCCGGAUUCAUCCACAAGCGUGGCCGUGUUGGUAUCGUCUCCCGUUCCGGUACUCUGACCUACGAGGCCGUGAACCAGACCACCCAGGCCGGCCUUGGUCAGUCUCUCGUCGUUGGUAUUGGUGGUGAUCCCUUCUCCGGCACCAACUUCAUCGACUGCCUCAAGAUCUUCCUCGAGGACCCCGAGACCGACGGUAUCAUCAUGAUCGGUGAGAUCGGUGGUAGCGCUGAGGAGGACGCCGCCGAGUUCUUCAAGGCCAACAACAUCCACAACAAGCCCGCCGUCAGCUUCAUCGCCGGUAUCAGUGCUCCCCCCGGCCGCCGUAUGGGUCACGCCGGUGCCAUUGUCAGCGGUGGUAAGGGUGGUGCCGACUCCAAGAUCUCCGCUCUCCAGGAUGCCGGAGUCGUUGUCGAGCGCAGCCCUGCCGGUCUGGGCAAGGCUCUGCUGGAAGAGUUCGUCAAGCGCGACCUGUUACCGGCUGCCACCCACCCGGCAACUGAACAACCUGCUGCGGAAAAUAAAGCAGAACAGACAGUAAAAGAUGCCUCCCGAUAUGGGUAUUUGCUCCCCGUUCUUUCUGUUUCUCGUUUCCGUCCUGUCCCUUGCCCAUUGUAUUGCCUUCUGCAUCUUGUUUUCUCGCGCCUUGCCCCUCGUCGUCUCGCGGCUGGCCAUGAGGUCACAUCGCCGUUGGACCAGCGAAUGCUAAUUUCGGCACCGCUAAGCCGCCCAGGAACGGCCGAUCUCAUGAGAUCGCGUUCGGAAACCGUGGUAUCCAGAAACAGUCGUCGCCCCAGGUCGCGAGGCUCGACGGCCAGUAUCCACUCCAACACCACCCAGCAGACUCAGGACCAGCAACUGCCUGAUGGCUUCUCUCAAUUCCUCCCCGCCCAACCCGCUGCCGGCCACAAUGUCUUUGGAGGCAACCCGGAAGACAUCAUUAUGCGUUUUGGGCAGCAAUUGUCGCAUCCAGUGAACGGCUCGCCCCUUGACCCGACUCUCCACGAGGCUCAUCAUCCUGUGUUGCCCCGAGCGGACGACUUUCCCAACCACGCCAUGCACGGUCAUCAUUUGUCUCAUCAUUCGCUGUCGUCGGGCCUGGCCACACAUGGCUUGCCCGGCAUGCCAAUUCCUCAGUACCAACCAAUGUAUGAUAGUGGUAUUGAAAACCACGUCCCCGACCAUAUGCUCGAGGAGAACGAUAAUUCCGAAGCCGGUAUUAAAAAGAAGAAGGGCUCUAGCUCCUCGCUAGCGAAUGACAACGAGUUGCGCAAGUUGCUGCGGCAAUACGAGGGUUAUUCAUUAAAGGAAAUGGCGGCUGAAGUUCUCAAGCAUGAAGGAGCUGGGGGCAAGGCCGAAAAAGUCAAGCAGGUCUUUGCGAUGAUCUGGUUGAAGGAAAACUGCCGCAAGAGUAGUGGAUCUGUACGGCGUGACCGGGUAUACUGCUGUUAUGCAGAGAAAUGUGGCACCGAGCGAGUCUCCGUCCUGAAUCCUGCGUCGUUUGGAAAGCUUGUGCGCAUCAUCUUCCCCAACGUGCAAACUCGGCGCCUGGGUGUUCGCGGGGAAUCGAAAUACCACUACGUGGAUUUGACCGUGAUCGAAGAGAAGCAACAAAAGCCGCCGCCAUUGAACCCCCAGAUUCCAGCCAACGCCGCCGGUACACCUCCUGUCACGGAGAGCAAAAUGGACACCGAUUUUCAAAGAAGGUAUGCAGGAGAUGUGGGAUAUGUCGGCGGAGUUGAAGCUCAUGUGGCCCCUAGUGUCAGUGCGUUACCGCAACCAUCUGCAGAUACUGCAAUGUUCCCAUCACCUACGACCUCUUUUACUCCUCGCUUUACCCCCCAAUUGUCGCUACCAGGCUGUGGCUGCCAGCCGGCGCCCCGGUCACCUCCGACAUUCCCGGUCACACUUGACAAUGUAGCAAGUCAUUCCGGAAAGACGAUUUACCAGAUGCUCCAGCUUCCGCAGACCGACAUCGCGGCGGUUGAUAACGAAACCCUCCAGCUCCCCGACAUCUCUGGUUAUCUCCCGCCCAACACCGAUUCGAAAGUCGCUGCCGCGUUGGCGGCUCUCUAUCGCUCCCAUUGCAUAUCUGUCAUAGACAGCUUUCGCUACUGCAAGGAGCGCAACCUCCUGAAAUAUUUCUCUGCCUUCCAUGGCACCUUAACGGUCCCCGUGCAGAAGCUUCUGACCCACCCUAAUCUUGCACCAUGGAUCAAAGAAUGUGACUGGCUUAUGUACCAGAAAAUGAUCGCCUUCGUGGCGCCGCUCACCACCCAGGUCGUCCCUAAAUUAGUCCUGGACGCCUUUAGCUCGAUAUCACAGCGCUUGACCGGCCACAUUGCGGAGACCUUCAAAACCCAGCCGGCGUACGUGUCCAUGGCCAGACUGGUGCCAGCUCAGAUCUUUUGCAACUUACUUCGACAUAUGCUGGACGUGAACCAGUCCGCUAAUGCGGCUGCAGCCUGGCUCUGUCACCCUGACAACCGCAAUCAGAUGUGGUUCGACUUCAAGACUUUGGUUGAUCCGAAGGAAAUGAACACGCGAGCCAAUAUUCCGAGUUGCGCCGAACGGACGACGGAGCAAAUCUUGAAACAUGAUAUUCUAGCCCUUCUUACUCCCGUUUCCGACCCGAACGCCUCCGCUGGCCUCCCUUUCUUCACCAAGCCGGACUUGGAGGAAGAUCUCCAAGCUCAUAGAUAUCCCGUCGACUCUUCUACCAAUGGCGAAGAAUACAAUUUCCCAGACAAGUGGAUCUCGUUCAUCUUGAACCUACCGGCGGUGUUCCCCAACCACAGGACUCAGUGUAUCAUAGAAAAGGUGGAUGCCUUGUGGGAUUGCAUCCUUCAUCGCCUGACGUUAGGGGGCGCCCAAAGUUUUAGCGCCUGGUGGAUGACCAAAGUCUUCUUUCACGAAAUGAUGUUGUGGCAGGCGGAGAAAGGGGGGUUUAUGCGCUACACGCCGAGCACACUACAGGAGGCGGUCUCAGCGACAUCGUCGCAACACUCUGGAGUGAACGGCUUUUUGACGAAACAAGCUCACAGCGCAGACGUUGCUCAGGACAGAACAUUCAUGACACCCAAUUUGCCUCAACAUGCUGUUGAUGCAAAGUCUCGGGCAGGCACCAGCCCCGUGUCGGGGGACGGAGUCGCUCAUGCACGAGCAUCGUCGCAACCGAACCCCAACCACACCGUGGACAACGACAAGCCCAGCAUCUCUGACAACAUCGCUGCCUUCCAUGCUCCCAACAACGAUGACAGUGCCAUCGAUCUUGACGAUGACUCAAUGUUGAUCACUGUCGGUAAAUAUGGUGACAUGAUGGCCUCCGAUCCCGCCGAUGCUGAGGGCGAUGUCGUUGUCAUAUAA
This is a messenger RNA of Aspergillus affinis, 3981 nucleotides long. RefSeq names its product DNA damage and replication checkpoint protein Rfx1. Gene Ontology annotation, biological process: regulation of DNA-templated transcription; tricarboxylic acid cycle. NCBI's taxonomy places the organism in Eukaryota, Fungi, Ascomycota, Eurotiomycetes, Eurotiales, Aspergillaceae. The coding region runs from base 1 to 3981 and encodes 1326 amino acids. Gene Ontology annotation, cellular component: succinate-CoA ligase complex (ADP-forming); mitochondrion. The transcript has 9 exons. The record is from RefSeq and is a predicted model, not a curated record. Gene Ontology annotation, molecular function: succinate-CoA ligase (ADP-forming) activity; succinate-CoA ligase (GDP-forming) activity; DNA binding.